Messenger RNA from Ricinus communis (castor bean), 750 nucleotides. RefSeq names its product secreted RxLR effector protein 161-like. The coding region runs from base 1 to 750 and encodes 249 amino acids. The transcript has a single exon. Lineage: Eukaryota; Viridiplantae; Streptophyta; Magnoliopsida; Malpighiales; Euphorbiaceae. The record is from RefSeq and is a predicted model, not a curated record.
AUGGAGGACUGUAAUGCUGUCUCAAAUCCUAUAGUUCCUGGUUUUAAAAUUUCGAAAGAUGAGCAUGGAGUUGCGAUUGACAACACUUUUUACAAACAAAUGGUUGGAAGUUUGAUUUAUCUAAUAUCGACUCGUCCAGAUUUGAUGUAUGCAGUAAGCUUAGUUAGUAGGUACAUGUUUCAACCUAUAAAGCUUCAUCUCAUGGCUGCAAAAAGGGUGUUAAGGUAUGUAAAAAGAACUACUAAUCUUGGCAUCUUAUAUCAAAGGAAGGCAAGUGGCAUGUUGACUGCCUAUACUAACACUGACUAUGCUAGAUGUUUGAAAGAUAGGAAAAGUACUACAGGAUAUGUGUUUUUAAUGAGUUCAGAGGCAGUAGGUUGGACAUCUAGAAAACAGCCAAUUGUGACGUUAUCAACAAAGGACGCGGAAUAUGUAGCCGCAGCAACAUGUGCCUGUCAAGCGAUGUGGAUGAAGAUGGUUCUUAAAAGACUUGGCUGCAGCGAAGAAUGCACAACUAUUUUCUGUGACAACAGUUCCACAAUAAAGCUGUCCAAAAACCCAGUAAUGCACAAGAGGAGUAAGCAUAUUGCAAUUCGAUUCCAUUUCCUAAGGGAUUUGUAUAAUGAAGGUGCAGUCCUUUUAGUUCAUUGUGGUUCACAAGAUCAAGUUGCGGAUAUUCUAACUAAGCCUCUCAAGCUAGAACAAUUUCAGAAGCUUAGAGAUUUACUUGGAGUAUGUGAAAUGCCAUAA